This is a messenger RNA of Esox lucius (northern pike), 1430 nucleotides long. Its product is annotated as galactose-3-O-sulfotransferase 3-like. The transcript has 3 exons. The coding region runs from base 127 to 1353 and encodes 408 amino acids. Gene Ontology annotation, biological process: glycolipid biosynthetic process. Gene Ontology annotation, molecular function: galactosylceramide sulfotransferase activity. The record is from RefSeq and is a predicted model, not a curated record. Gene Ontology annotation, cellular component: membrane. NCBI's taxonomy places the organism in Eukaryota, Metazoa, Chordata, Actinopteri, Esociformes, Esocidae.
UUAAGAGCAUGACAGACUUACUCUUUUCUGUUUCUGGAUGUGUUUGUGACAGUUGGUCUCGAAAUUUCAGACAUCUUUUAUUGGGCAAGCAGCACUAGUGAGACAGUUCCAGUGAUUCAGACAGAGAUGGGAAAACUAUUCCGGAGAUUGGUGGCAAUCGUUGUGACUGUCAGCGCUGUCCUGCAGAUGUUUUAUGUGAUAACCAUAUACAGCAUGACGAAACCAAACCGCGCCUUUCCCAUCGGCUGCCCAUCAAAUUACAGUCACAGGUCUUCCUCUCUCAGGCCAAAACACACCAACGUGGCCUUCCUGAAGACACACAAGACAGCCAGCAGCACUAUGCAGAAUCUGUUACACCGCUUCGCGGAACGUAACAACCUGACGGUGGCGCUGCCCAACGAAGCCUGUGAUUUUUACCAGUUCUGCUACCCUCGCAACUUUAGCGCACACUUCGUACAUGAGCACACGUUGCAGCCAAACAUGAUCACCAGCCACAUGCGCUUCAAUCUCGCCGAGUUGCGACGGCUCAUGCCCAACAAUACCCAAUAUGUCACUAUAUUACGGGAGCCAGGAUCCAUGUUUGAGUCCCUGUUUAGUUAUUAUUACGAGAUCUGUCCGAGUUUUAAACGGGUGCCCAAUGGAUCACUUGAAGCAUUUUUGGACAAUCCUUGGAGGUACUAUCGACCCGACGAGGACGAGUCGAUGUACGCCCGAAACACACUAACCUUCGACUUGGGCGGGGAUAAGGAUCGCCUGGAGGUGGACUUGGAUGAGUAUGCGCAGGCUUUCGUAGCGGAAAUUGAGCACGUCUUCUCUUUGGUGAUGAUCACGGAGCACUUUGAUGAGUCGCUCGUCCUUUUUCGUCACCUACUCUCCUGGGAUGUUGAGGAUAUUCUCUACGUCAAGCUUAACAUGCGGACACCCAGCUCCAAGCGCAGAUUCUCUCCGGGCAUUCAUGCCAAGGUCCGUGCAUGGAAUGCCCUGGAUGCCCGUCUCUACGACCACUUCAACGCCUCACUGUGGCGCCAGCUAGCUGUCUUGGGGCCGGAACUUGUGGCGCGUGAGGUGAAUCUUCUCCACAGGGCCCAGGAGAGGCUUGUGAAGGACUGCUUUGGCGAUCAGCUUCUACAGCUUCGUUUGGUUGCCCAGAUCAAGAACAACAAGACACGACCUUGGGUACCCGAUAAUGAGGUGGGCAUCCUAGGCUAUGAGUUGCCAACCAACACCAGCCUGCCUCACAACCUCUGUCUAAAACUCAUUAUGCCCGAGCAUCAGUAUUCAGAUGAUCUACUGCUGAUGGCUUCUCAUAGGAAGAGACGCUCAACGCCAUCAACAGUUACAAAGUUACAAUAAAAGUGAUAACAACAUUUACACCAUUUUCUUUUGUCAAUUAACAAGCACAUUCCCUUAUACCACCAGUGACCUCUGCU